This is a messenger RNA of Varanus komodoensis (Komodo dragon), 1332 nucleotides long. RefSeq names its product alkylglycerol monooxygenase (gene AGMO). The record is from RefSeq and is a predicted model, not a curated record. The coding region runs from base 175 to 1332 and encodes 385 amino acids. Gene Ontology annotation, cellular component: endoplasmic reticulum. Lineage: Eukaryota; Metazoa; Chordata; Lepidosauria; Squamata; Varanidae. Gene Ontology annotation, biological process: lipid biosynthetic process. The transcript has 11 exons. Gene Ontology annotation, molecular function: iron ion binding; oxidoreductase activity.
CGGCCUCCUAGCCAGGCACGGGCGACGGCUUGGCGGAACCACCUCGUGGCUGCCCUUGCACCGGGGAGGUCCUGCUCCUUGCUCGCGCGGUGACCUUUCUCUUCCGCUCGCCCUCUACCCGGCCGGCAGAAGCAGCCCCGUAAUCCAACGCUUAAGCAAGCGACCAAGCAAGCCAUGGCCACGGCCGCCGGCCCCGAGGAGGCUCUUUCCCUUUCCCUGAAGCUCCGCAGCAUGUUUUACAUCCUCACCCCCAAUGAGACCUCCUUCUGCGCCGUCCAGGAGGUACCUGAUUACGUGAACAAGGCAACUCCUUUGUUUCUUACCCUGAUUCUUCUGGAGUUUGUUGUUAAGUGGGGUCAGAAAGGACAUGCAUCAGCUCAGGACAGCAUAGCAUCCCUCUCUGCAGGUGUCCUGUCUCAACUUCCAGAAGCUUUGUUUAGAAGUGUUGAGAUAACGAUUUUCAUCUAUGUUUGGGAAAACUAUAGACUUAUGGAACUGCCAUGGGACUCACCAUGGACAUGGUAUUUGACAUUCCUUGGAGUAGAUUUUGGAUACUACUGGUUUCACCGCAUGGCUCAUGAGAUUAACUUAUUGUGGGCAGGACACCAAGCUCACCAUAGCUCUGAGUAUUAUAACCUAUUCACAGCAUUAAGACAAUCACUCCUGCAGAAGUAUACGUCAUGGAUAUUCUAUUUACCAAUGGCUCUCUUUAUUCCACCUUCAGUGUACGCCGUUCAUAUUCAGUUUAAUCUCCUUUACCAAUUUUGGAUACACACAGAGGUAAUUAACAAUCUUGGCCCAUUGGAAUUUAUUCUUAACACUCCAAGCCAUCACAGAGUACAUCAUGGCAGAAAUCCAUACUGCAUUGAUAAAAACUAUGGUGGCACACUGAUUAUCUGGGACAGAAUGUUUGGGACAUUUGUUGCAGAAAAAGAUAAAAUCAAGUAUGGCUUAACACAUCCAAUCAACACCUUUGAGCCUUUCAAAAUCCAGUUUCAUCAUUUAAUUUAUAUAUGGAAAACAUUUUGGAAUACACCUGGAUUCUUCAAUAAAGUUUCUGUCGUGUUCAAAGGACCAGGAUGGGGGCCUGGCAAGCCAAGACUUGGCCUUCUUGAGGAUAUCCCAGAGAUCACUGGAAAAGAAGUUCCCUUCAGAAACAAAUUGCCAAACUACCUUUCUGUCUAUACGGUCAUUCAUUUCAUCUUAAUGGCGGGAUUCUAUAUUGACUUGUUUGCUUCCAAAUCUACAUUAUCACAGGUAACUCUACUCAUGAGAAUUGGCUACAUUAUCCUGACACUGACCUCCAUUGGUUUCCUCAUGGAGCAAAGGUAG